ACAUCAGCCAUGACCCAGUCACAGCCAGCAGUCCCAAUGAAACGAAAGCAGCGCCGCUACAGAACAACGUUCAACUCGCUUCAGCUGCAGGAGCUCGAACGAGCCUUCCAACGGACGCACUAUCCGGACGUGUUUUUUCGUGAAGAACUCGCAGUGCGCAUCGACCUGACGGAGGCUCGUGUGCAGGUGUGGUUUCAGAACCGCCGUGCGAAAUGGCGAAAAAGCGAAAAGACCACCGGUGGCCCAGGUGGUGAGCUGGAUUCGCAACAGGAGCAACAGGACCAACAGUCAACAUCGACGACAGUCGCGUCUGGAUUGUGUGCGGGAAGUGAUGCGACCUGCGAGAACGUCCUGAGUGACGUUGGGAUCCUAGUGGUGACGGGUGGUGACGGUGGUGGUGGGAGCAGAAUGCUAGUGAACGAUGACGACGAAGACGACGACGAGCUGGGGCUUACCGAUGAGGUACUACACGGCAUGGCUAGUGGACUUAAGCCGCAACACUCGGUAUCGUCGGCUUUGGGAGGGCUUGGGAAGAGCACAAGCCUGACAGAUGCAUCAGGGGACCAGCAAAGUCACCAUCACCACCUACACCAUCACCUGCAACACCAACCACAUGUGGGACCGAGUUCUAGACCAACUCUGCUAGAUACUGUAGACGUUGUUCUCCCCGGGAACUCGAGUACCUCGGGCAUCACGUUCGAUGCGGGUUCACUGCAAAGUAUGACACUUGGACUACCAGAUGAUCCGUCCGGUGGUGGUCCAGUUGGAUCAUCUAGCUACGGAGUUGUCGAUCCAGACCUGCCACGCCUCACCAUCGGGUCACUGUCGUCACCUGGUCGGCUUUCGCCCAACCUGUUUCUUAACCUCAACUUCGAUCACCUCAACUCGCUGGACGGAAGUCGCUCCAGCAGCCUGACGUUCGAGUGGAACAGUUUCACCGGGGCUAGCACAACCGGUGGGAGUAAGCUGACACCGUCUGGAACGUCGUAUGCGUCCAUCAACACCAGCACCAGCGAUGGGAUGGGUUCAGGAAGCUCUGUUACAGAUCGAUCACUAGAAGGCAGCCAGGAAGUGUCGAGUGUGUGCUGCACACUUCACCCCAAUGACGGAUCGCCUCAGCAGCAUCAGCAAUCACACCUACACCAUCAGCACACUCAUCUGCAGCAGCACCACCAUCAUCAUCACCAGCACCCGGGUUCUGUGUACGAUGACGACAUGAAGUUCCUGCACGUUGACCAUUUCGGUGCGAUGGAGAGCUUCAAACACGAGUCGCUUUUCAACCUCGAUCAAACGUUGCUCGGUGCGUCCGGGCCUGCUUCUGAUCAAACUUCUGCUCUACUGCAGUCCCACCAUCAGCAACUACCUCCGCACCAUCACCAACAUCAGCAUCAUCAACACCAGCAGCAACAUCACCACCACCAUCACCAUCAUCCCCACCACAGCCAGCAGCUGUUGUGUGGGGCUCAGAAGAGCUCGAUCCAACAACACCACCAGGCGGCGCCACAUCAGCACCAUCAUCACGGGCAUCAUCUAGGUGUGCUGGUGGACGAGUUGUCCGGAUUUUCCGCUCUAAGCGACCAUACAGGUGGACCGGGUGAGGACGAAACAGGAAGCGGCCAGACGGCACCAAGUGCCUGUGUGGAAGACUCCCAGCGAGCCUCGCCAUCGGAGCUGCUUGAUCUCGAGCGGCCAAUCAACAUCCACAUCAACGUGGACGACAGUCUAGACAAUCUCCAUUCGGAGGGCAAAUACUAA
Anopheles nili is the source of this 1755-nucleotide messenger RNA. RefSeq names its product segmentation protein paired-like. The transcript has 3 exons. Bases 10 to 1755 code for a protein of 581 amino acids. Gene Ontology annotation, molecular function: RNA polymerase II transcription regulatory region sequence-specific DNA binding; DNA-binding transcription factor activity, RNA polymerase II-specific. Gene Ontology annotation, biological process: regulation of transcription by RNA polymerase II. The record is from RefSeq and is a predicted model, not a curated record. NCBI's taxonomy places the organism in Eukaryota, Metazoa, Arthropoda, Insecta, Diptera, Culicidae.